GAGUGGGCGGAGGUCCAGAGAGGUGUGCGCGUUUGCGUGUCGCCGGCCCGGAAGGGUAAUUGUGCGGUUGAGGUGACCGGGAACUGAGCAUUUCAGAUCUGCUUGGUAAACCUGGUGCACCACCAUGCUGGCCGCAAGAUUUGUGUGUCUCCGGACACUCCCUUCCAGGGUCUUCCAGCCAGCUUUCACCAAGGCCUCGCCUAUUGAAAAUUCCAUCACGAAGAAUCAAUGGCUCUUAACACCCAGCCGGCAAUAUGCCACCAAGACAAGAGUUGGGAUCCCGCGCGGGAAAACUGGUCAAGAACUUAAGGAGGCAGCAAUGGAACCAUGAGUGGAAAAAAUAUUUAAAAUUGAUCAGAUGGGAAGAUGGUUUAUUGCUGGAGGGGCUGCUGUUGGUCUUGGAGCAUUGUGCUACUAUGGCUUGGGAAUGUCUAAUGAGAUUGGAGCUAUUGAAAAAGCUGUAAUUUGGCCUCAGUAUGUGAAGGAUAGAAUUCAUUCUACCUAUAUGUAUUUAGCAGGAAGUAUUGGUUUAACAGCUUUGUCCGCCCUGGCAGUGAGCAGAACUCCUGUUCUCAUGAACUUCAUGAUGGGAGGCUCUUGGGUGACGAUUGGUGCAACCUUUGCAGACAUGAUUGGAGCUGGAAUGAUGGUACAAUCAAUACCAUAUGACCAGAGCCCAGGCCCAAAGCAUCUUGCUUGGUUACUACAUUCUGGUAUAAUGGGUGCAGUGGUGGCUCCACUGACGAUAUUAGGGGGGCCUCUUCUCAUCAGAGCUGCGUGGUAUACAGCAGGCAUUGUGGGAGGCCUCUCCACUGUGGCCAUGUGCGCACCCAGUGAGAAGUUUCUGAACAUGGGAGCACCCCUGGGAGUGGGCCUGGGUCUCGUCUUCGUAUCCUCACUGGGAUCUAUGUUUCUUCCACCUACCACUGUAGCUGGUGCCACUUUGUACUCAGUGGCAAUUUAUGGUGGAUUAGCUCUUUUCAGUAUGUUUCUUCUGUAUGAUACACAGAAAGUAAUCAAGCGUGCAGAAAUAAUACCAGCAUAUGGAAUUCAAAAAUAUGAUCCCAUCAAUUCGAUGCUGGGAAUCUACAUGGAUACAUUAAAUAUAUUUAUGCGAGUUGCCAGUAUUCUAGCAACUGGAAGCAACAGAAAGAAAUGACAUGCCUCAGCUUCUGACUUCUUUAUACAUCAGAUAUCUUGCUUGUUUAAUAGGGACAGGUAUUCAUUAAAUAGUUCGUAGAAGCAGCUUUCACUGAAGUUUAGAAGAUAAGACUUGUCAACAUGUUUCAGUUGUUCCGGUGAUGUGAUGCUUCCGGCCUCCUUUUUCUUCUGCAGAAUAAAUUCAUUUCUCUUCCAAAUAA
Lutra lutra (Eurasian river otter) is the source of this 1361-nucleotide messenger RNA. RefSeq names its product growth hormone-inducible transmembrane protein-like. The record is from RefSeq and is a predicted model, not a curated record. Gene Ontology annotation, cellular component: mitochondrial inner membrane. Lineage: Eukaryota; Metazoa; Chordata; Mammalia; Carnivora; Mustelidae.